Gallus gallus (chicken) is the source of this 4848-nucleotide messenger RNA. It is a transcript of the gene SPTLC3, whose product is annotated as serine palmitoyltransferase long chain base subunit 3. Gene Ontology annotation, cellular component: serine palmitoyltransferase complex. The coding region runs from base 1636 to 3168 and encodes 510 amino acids. The transcript has 22 exons. The record is from RefSeq and is a predicted model, not a curated record. NCBI's taxonomy places the organism in Eukaryota, Metazoa, Chordata, Aves, Galliformes, Phasianidae. Gene Ontology annotation, molecular function: serine C-palmitoyltransferase activity; pyridoxal phosphate binding. Gene Ontology annotation, biological process: ceramide biosynthetic process; sphingosine biosynthetic process.
GGAUCUCUUCCUGGAUAUCGCUCUCCAUGGAGUUUUUGCAAGCCUACACCACUGUGGGAUGCAGAAGGAAAAGUGAUGCAGAAUGAAAACUGGAAGGAUUUCCAAGGAAAGAAAGAAUGACAGAGCCUGUAGAUGAAGACUUACCUACAUGUUAAUGAGUAAAAAUCUGACCAGCAGGGCUUCUUACUGGAAAUGAGAGCUGGACUGUGGGACGGAUCAUGCAAUCAUAGAAUAUCCUGAGUUGGAAGGGACCCACAUGGAUCAUUGAGACCUCCAACACCAUACUUGUCAUUAGCCAUGGAAGCAAAGAAUGGAAUUGAGACACAGGUGUGACAACAAAAGAACAGAAAAAGAAAGAAAUCCCUCAAAAAGAAAGAGAAAAAGAAGGGAAAAAAAAAAAAGCAACAGCAAAGAAGGAAGACUCAGAUAUUCUGUCAGGUAUGUUUGUGUUGGGUUUUUUCCCAAGGUUUUGUGAAAAUGCGUUUGCUUAAAAGGAAAAUCGGUUUUAUUAACUUCUCUGUAGAAUUAAUAUUUAUCCGUAGGAAAUGCAGCCUCCUCUAAUUUUGGCUGUUUAUCUCUGUUCAUUCUGUGUGUGUGUGAGUGAAAUCCUGUACCCACUGAGCUCACAGGAAAUUAUAUGAUACCUGGGUCCCUAAAGCAGGAACCUGAAUGCUGCAGCAGGAUGCAUGAUUGCUGAUGUCCAGAAUAUCCGAUGUGAUAUAUGACUUGAAGAGGAGCCACAUUUCUUCUGUAAAAGAAAUGAAAUAAAAGGAGAGAAACAUACUGGUGUUCCGAGCAGUAGUGACAGGACGAUCCUGAGUGAACAGAAGAUGAAUCAGUGGAAGAAACCAGCCUGCCAAACUGCUCCAGGAACCUCUUCUAAGUGCCCGCAGAGGAACAGAUGCCCUUGCAGUGGAAGCAUGAUGUCAAAACUGACUGCUGAGGUCUCACACCAAAGGCUGUUUUCCUCUUGAGACCUGAGACAAGUCUCUUCUAAGCCACACUUGCUGUUGUGUUUCCUAAAACAAAAGAAAUCGUUGAGGACCUUGAACUACCUGAAAGAAGGUUGUAGUGAAGUGGAGGUCAGACUCUUCUCUGAGCACAUUGGCCUUACUGCACAUAAGAACAACUCUUUCCGCUGAUGUUUUUUCACCUGCUCUGGAUAAAGCCUGAGAUACACCCUCAGUGACACUCCUGGGUUCUCCUUUUCCUUUCUGCUUUGGUGCAGAGGUGAAAGUAUCACAAGACAGUGAGAAAUGGAUGGAUUUACUUGACACAAAGAGAAAAUGCUGCUCUGCCAAAAUCAACUUUCUGAUGACAACAGCAGGACCAAAAAUUUGACUCAGGUGGUGUUGCUUUUUGUGUCAUUCAGUCACUAUGAGAAGGAGAGCAUUAAUUCCCAGAACAUUUAUACGCUAUUUACAAAAAAUACAUUAAGGCCAAGAAGGAGAAUUUUCAGAAACAGCAGACUGACCUGAGACUGGAAACGAAGAUAUGGAUAAGUUCCAGAUCACUUCCUUGAGUGAUAAAAGAGAGAAACUUUUUACCGCUUCCACUCUUGACUGCUCUAUUGGUGUAGAGGUCCUCUGCCAGAUUAUCUGCACAGUGUGUGGAAGAAGAAGAAUGGUGUAACAAAUGGAACUCUCUGCAAAAAAAACGUUUAUUGAGCACUUUGAACAAGCACCAAUGUAUGUUGCUGUUCUUACGUUUGUGGGUUUUGGAGUGGGCACAGUAUUUGGCUACCUGCGAGAUUUUAUGAGAGCCUGGGGACUAGAAAAGCGUAACGUUGCACAAGAGAGAGAACAACAAAAAGAUUUUGUGCCACUUUAUCAAGAUUUUGAGAACUUUUACACCAGAAACCUCUAUGUGAGAAUACGUGAUAACUGGAAUCGUCCAAUUUGCAGUGUCCCAGGGCCACAGUUUGACCUCAUGGAACGCGUUACAGAUGAUUACAACUGGACAUUUAGGUUUACAGGAAGAACUAUCAAGAAUGUAAUCAAUAUGGGUUCUUAUAACUACCUCGGCUUCGCAGAAACAGAUCCUAAUGCUUUGAAAACUGUAGCCAAAGAACUACAGAGAUACGGAACAGGAAUCUGCAGUACUAGACAGGAAAUGGGGACCCUAGACAAGCAUGUAGAACUGGAGAAUCUUGUGGCCAAGUUCCUAGGUGUGGAAGAUGCUAUGGUGUUUGGCAUGGGAUUUGCAACAAAUUCAAUGAAUAUUCCAGCACUUGUUGGGAAGGGUUGCCUCAUUCUAAGUGAUGAAUUGAACCACACUUCUCUCGUUCUUGGUGCAAGGCUUUCAGGUGCUACUAUUAGAAUCUUCAAGCAUAAUAAUAUGCAGAGUCUUGAGAAGUUAUUGAGAGACGCAAUAGUAUAUGGCCAGCCUCGAAGCCGCAGAGCAUGGAGGAAAAUUAUCAUUCUUGUGGAAGGCAUUUACAGCAUGGAAGGGUCCAUUGUACGGCUGCCAGAGAUAGUCUCCUUAAAGAAUAAAUACAAAGCCUACCUCUAUUUGGACGAAGCUCACAGCAUUGGUGCAGUGGGAGCAACAGGACGAGGAGUUGUGGAGUACUUUGGUAUGAAUCCCAAUGACGUUGACGUAUUAAUGGGAACAUUCACAAAGAGCUUUGGUGCAGCUGGAGGAUACAUAGCUGGCAAAAAGGGCCUCGUGGACUUUUUACGAACUCACUCUCACAGUGCUGUGUACGCCACAUCCAUGUGCCCACCUGUGGCAGAGCAAAUCAUAAGAGCGAUGAAGUGUCUCAUGGGGUUAGAUGGAACAACGCAAGGGCUCCAGAGAGUGCGUCAGCUAGGGAAAAACACGAGGUACUUCAGAAGAAGACUGCACGAAAUGGGCUUCAUCAUCUAUGGCAAUGAUGAUUCUCCUGUGGUCCCAUUACUCCUUUAUAUGCCUGGUAAGAUAGGGGCUUUUGCAAGACGCAUGUUAGAAAAAAAUAUCGGGGUUGUUGUAGUUGGGUUUCCAGCUACUCCCAUCACAGAGUCCAGGGCUCGGUUUUGUGUGUCAGCUGCACAUACACGGGAGAUGUUAGACACGGUUUUGAAUGCUCUGGAUGAAUUGGGUGAUUUUCUACAUCUGAAAUAUUCACGGUAUUCCAAGUCAUCUCAUCCUGAACUGUAUGAAGAAACUCGGUUUGAAUUUGAAGAUUAAGUUUUCCGCCCAUGAAGAGAACAUUAUGAUGCUAUGAAAGGGGGGAAAACCCAAAAACCAAAUAUGAAUGCAUUUCUUCCCUUCUAAGGACAAUUUUUGUUUCUCAGUUAAUUGAAAGAAGGGAAAGCUUGGUUUUUGCAUUUUAUUGUAUCAAAUUUCUGUAUUUAAGAGACUGAAAUAUUGAUACAGAUUUGCCUCCCAGGAGAUCUGUUCUUCUUAUGGUAUUUUUAUGCAGAAUGACUGCAUCCAUUGAUCAUGUUGCUAGCGUACAGCUUUUGUUAUGGCCCCUUUUUAUGAAGAGGCUUCAGAUAGUCCUAAUUUUGACUGAAAGAAUAAAGGUUAAAAAACAAAUGGAUCCAGUGUAGUAUGGCAAUAUAACUGAGCUUCAUCAGUGAAAUUGAAUUCUGUCUGCUGAAGAGCAUAAAUCGAGACAUCGCUGUGGAUUGCUACAGAGCAGAAAGUGACCUCUUCACUAAUUUGCCCUAUCGUGCCUUUUUCCGGGGACAAAAAAAAAGUUAGAAGGCAGCUAAUGAUGAGAACAAGAAAAGUUACCUCAUCAGAUAUUUCUGACAACAGAUUAAGGGAAAGGGGAAUGUCUCCUCUCCUCCACAGACCCUUUCUCUGCCACUUCAAUAUACUGUAAGCCUCAUAUACAAAAGUUGGGGCUCAGAAAUAAAUAAAUGCUUUUAUUCUAAUGCAUUUGACCCACAGCCUUCCCCAUCUUAUCAUGACGAGAGCUCCUCAGCAGGCUUGCUCCCUUUUCAUGUAGCAGCAGUAAAUAAUUUUAAUAACCAUUUAACUUUCCCGUAAAAGCCUUGAUCAAAACAGUCAGAUACUCGCUGUUCACAAACUGCAGAUGACAUUUAUGGGCCCAUUCCUAAGUUUCCUGAACUACUUAUGGGCUUAAUAAAUUCACUAACAAGUACAAAAUGCCCAAGCUGUUAGUUGUACAGAAUGUGACGUUCAGGAUACCAUGAGCAGUUCUCCCACCUGUUAAAUUGAGAGCUCCGCCAUUCCUAACUGUGCUAAGGUCACCCACUUCAUAACAUUUCUAGAAGUGUUCUUGUCUGGUUUAUGCGUGUCAAGGGUUGUUUUGCUUGUCGAGCUGCAGGCUUUUUGAGUGGUUUAUUUUUGAAAUAAUUGAUUAUGUCAUCUGAGAGGAAGACGUCCUUGUUCUCCUUUCCGCUGCUCAAGUGACAAAUGCUCAGAGACACUUGGAGGAAAUGUUAUAGUCUGCAGCUUCCCUGCAACGCCUUCAGCAGCAGAAGAUCAGCCUCGUGUGGGCUGGGUAGUUGGAGGGAGAUUGUAGCUUUUUCCCUUUUCUGUGGUGUUGAAAAGUGGUUCUGCAGCUUUAAGAAUGAACUCCAAACCAUUCCACACUAUCAAAUGUCAUUGUAAAUACAUCAGAUGAGAGAUGUUUAGGUUUCUGUUGCACAGAUGUACCACACUUUCAUGUUCUCUUGAAAGCUGUGGUGUAAACUUAACCCACAGCUGCAAUAUUAGAUUUAAGAACAGUACAAUUAAAUUGCGGAGUACCAAUUACACUAUAUUACUCUCUGCUUGUUAAAGCUGCUUUCAGGAUAUAACAAGGCUGAUUGGUUAUGAGGGGCCACUUUUUGUUGGGUUUUUGUUGUUGUUGUCAUGCAAGUUAAUAAAAAUCCAGUGGUGCUAUAACUUUAA